Messenger RNA from Leptopilina heterotoma, 1145 nucleotides. RefSeq lists its product as uncharacterized. The record is from RefSeq and is a predicted model, not a curated record. Lineage: Eukaryota; Metazoa; Arthropoda; Insecta; Hymenoptera; Figitidae. The coding region runs from base 13 to 486 and encodes 157 amino acids. The transcript has 3 exons.
AGCUGGAUUUGAAUGGUGCGCAAAGCAACUUACAUGGCAUUGCAUUCCAAGAUAGAGCGUAAAAUUACUUCGUACGUGGUAAUUAGAGAGACAGAACAGAAACGGAUAGCGAAGGGAGAGAGAAAGAGAGGAGUUAACGUCUCUAGGAUACAAGUCAAGAAGAUGGAAGCAGUUUCUGCUCGAGUGCCACCACGUUCAACUCAAACACUUUCCAAUCAGGCGAAUAGAGAUGUGAGUACGACGACCCUCAGAAUCGAUAUUUCUAUUGAGCUUUGUAUAAAGUUCGUCUCUUCAGAGCUUCACUUCAAGAGGCGUCUCUCUAAAGCUGCAUACAUGUUGGAACGCUACAUAUUUCUUUCCAACAAUGUUGAUGUUACAAAAUUCUUGAAUGCUAUUAAGCGAAAUUGUGGAAAGCCAAUUAUUCGGAUUGAAUUUAAUGAGAUGCAGGGAAGCAAAGUCAGUUGCGCACAAUCUUCCGAGGUUUGAUCCACGAAGAUCGAUAAAGAUUAUGGUUGAAUUCUUAUUAUGUUUCGAAAACCGCAAACUUGGAAUAUUCACUACGAGAUUGUUACUCUAAUCGCCCAAAAAUUAUGAAACAAUUAAUUUUUCAUUUAUAUUGUUGUUAUACUCAAACUGUGUACUAUAAUUAAAUGAACAAAAAUUUCUAUUCAUUAGUAAAAAAAAUUAUUAGAGAAUUUUUUCGUUUCUUUGAAUUUAAGAUGCGGUAUAAAUUGAAACUGUUCAAAUCGCAUUUUGAUAAAAGAAUGCGAUGCCCUUUCUUGCCGUCCUAACCGAUGUUUUUAUCCGAAUCGAUGGUCCGAAUUCAUUUCCAAAUAAGGUCGAAGCUAUACCAUGGGAACGAUUCCACUGCCAAACCAAGCGACUUAAUAACCGAAUCUUGAAAAUCACAAUAAUUUAUCCAAACUUGAGAGUUUUGUUUUCAAAAACUGAGCCGCGUGAAAUGAAGAAAGCAUCGCGUAUAGAAAUAUUUUAAAUAAAAAUAUAAUUAAACAUAAUCAAUGUAAUUCAAAUGGGUCAUGUUCUCUUCUUUGAUACGCCAGGGCGAAAAUUUUGAAAAAAUCAGGUAAAAAGCAAAGUACUUACAUUUAACUGUAAAUUCCUUAGUAUGAUUUUAUAUAGAUUAA